Dentiscutata erythropus is the source of this 326-nucleotide messenger RNA. The record is from the annotation of a GenBank genome assembly. Lineage: Eukaryota; Fungi; Glomeromycota; Glomeromycetes; Diversisporales; Gigasporaceae.
AAACACAUUCUGAAAUUUGUUCAUUAAUGGAAGAUUUUAGCCAACUUGAAAUCUUUUACCAACCCGAGAAUGAUUAUGAAAUCAAAAUGAAAGAAGUACUUGAAACAAAUGAUCUUUAUUCUGAAAACAUAUACGAUCUAGAAAAUGAAAAAAUAACAUAUUUUGAUAAUCCAGUUCUUACACCUUCACAAAUUAAAAAAUUUCAAAAAAUAUUUUCUCAAAAUACUAUUGAAGAAAAUAACGAAAAACAAGAAGUUAAUGAAAAAUUAACUAUUAUCCUAGAUCAGCAAGAAAAAGAAGCAUUUAUUCAUAAACUUCGUACAACA